Molecule: messenger RNA, 1682 nt
Organism: Eupeodes corollae
Lineage: Eukaryota; Metazoa; Arthropoda; Insecta; Diptera; Syrphidae
Gene: DIP1
Exons: 5
Coding region: 112-1323 (403 amino acids)
Source: RefSeq, a predicted model, not a curated record
AUCUGACUUCAUUCGUUUGUUGAUAGUUGAGUUGAUACUGCUGUUUGCUGUGCUGAGUGGAGCGCUUUCCAAUAUUUUAUUUAAAAUAAUAAAAUAAAUUAAAUUACAAAAAUGAAUCGUGCACGAAGAAAUACCCAAAACUUUAUACAAGGAAAUGAUCAAGUUGGAUCCCUUCCUGGUACACCGCGCCCACUCAAAGGAAUUAAUACUGGGACACCAAAUUCUACACCAGUUAAAGUACCAUUGAAACCAAUACUUAAGAAGACCGAUAAGCCAAUACUUGUAGCUCCUAUUGUCGAAGCAAAACCCGAAGCAGUAGAUGAACUUCAGCCUAAGUCACAAGUACAGAAUCAGCCGCAAGUUCAAGAUAAACCUGAGUCUCAACAGCAAGAGCAUCCUCAAUCUAUGGGUUCAAAUGAUGAAACAUCUAAUCUCUCAAAUGCUGUUAGUUCCGAGUCUGUUGAGGUAACCGAGGAGAAUGGUGGCAGUCCACGAAAGCCGUUUUUCAAAAAAAUCUUUGGUGGAAUUCGUAAGAAGCCUUCAGUUCGUGCCAAGGAGAGAAAAAUUCGUCAGAACCGUCAUUUGCGUAAAGUUAUCUUGCCCAAGAACGCACUGAUGGCGCUUUACGAGAUCAAAGGCAUCCAAAUUGGAGAUUUUAUCAUCAAUAGCAACAUGGAAGGUGGCUUUACAGCUUUAGUAACAGUCAAUGAUUGUCAAUAUGAGGGCGUUGGCAAUUCAAAGGGCAAUGCUAAGACAAAUGCAUGUGAAAAAGCUCUUCGGGACUUUGUGAUCAAAAAGAUGAUGCAAAAGCCCCGUGAAAAGUCCGUCUCCGAACCAAUGGAUGCUGCAAAUUCAAAUGAUGCUACAAACGGUGAUGAAAGUAACUUAUCUUCUGAAGAAACCGAUGAUGUUCCAAUGGUAAAUCUAGCUUCCUUCGCUUUGUACAAAUUGUUCACUGCUUGGGAAAAUGAGGGCUUCCAUGUGCCAGAGUUCCACCCAAGUGCACCUCAACACAAUAAUUCUCAACAAAAUACUGAUGCAGUUGUCUCAAAGAAGCCCGUUGGUCGUAAUGAAUUGCCACCUAACUGGGAAAUCAUGCAUCCAGCUACUCUUUUGUGCAUUAUGCGGCCUCGUUUAACUUACACAGACUGUGGCAAUAAUGGAGAUACCACUAACCCUGCUCAGACAGUUAAAGUUAUCGUCGAUGAUAGGGAAUUCGUUGGUGUGGGUCGUUCUAAAAAAAUUGCACGAAAGAAUGUUGCCAUUCUUGUGUGCAACAGUCUUUUUGGGACCAAUUUCCAAGUACCAGUUGAGGAAGAAUAAGAAGAUAUUAAUUUUUGACUUUCCUAACGUAUUAAUGCAGUGUUUGACAAUUAUUCUCGACAGCGUAUAUUAUGCGACGGAAGCAAACUAAUUUUAAAUUUAUAUUUUAAUGCGUUAAACUGACGAAUUAUUUAAUGCAAACAUUCUAAUUUAAAAUAGUAUUAGUAAUUAUGUAAUAAUUUUAUUUUUUUUUAUUUUAACUGAUCAGAUCGGAAAAUACAUUUUUAAUUAAUGUAGAAGAUAAAAAGAGACUUUGCUUUCAUCUGCUGAAAAUGGUAGUUUAACUCAAUAAAACUGAGUGUUUUUAUUUAAAUAUAAGUUGAAACAAAACAAAAUGAAUAAAGAUACAAAAAAUUUCA